Messenger RNA from Oncorhynchus tshawytscha (Chinook salmon), 8945 nucleotides. Its product is annotated as filamin-A-interacting protein 1. The coding region runs from base 235 to 3873 and encodes 1212 amino acids. The transcript is spliced from 8 exons. Lineage: Eukaryota; Metazoa; Chordata; Actinopteri; Salmoniformes; Salmonidae. The record is from RefSeq and is a predicted model, not a curated record.
UGUUGCCUUGACAGGAGAAAAGAGGGGAAACAAGUUAUUAAAAGAGAAAAGUAAGAGGUGAGAGUAUAGAUCAUCUACAUUUGAUGUCUCUUUUUGACACACACAGUCAAGGUAACUGAAGAACACAGACAUUGAGGAGAGACUUUUUACUCUGGGACUUGAUUCUCAGUAACUGAGAUAUUCCUUUUUGACCUGUCGUCACCUGUGAUGUGGUACCAUUGAGAACAGGUGAGAAUGCGGUCCAGGUGCAGCACAGCCAUGGAGGGCCCAGACGACGGACAGAUAAACCAUGUCACCCAGCCCACCAAAUCCUUCCCAAAAGAGGAGGGGGAGAACACACCAGAGCUGGUGAAGAGGAAAAUGAAGGUCCAGCGAGAAGAGAAAGAGGUGAAGUCAGUGGUGUCUGGAUCAGCGAAAAGGCCCCAGACAACCACAGAGAGCAGCAGAGGACAAAAGAAGGCAGCGGGGCUGACAGAUCUCUCUAAGGAGGACCUUCUCCGUCUGCUGGGAGUCAUGGAAGGAGAGGUGCAGGCCAGAGAGGAUAUCAUCCACAUGCUGAAGUCAGAGCGUCCGCGACCCAAAGCCCUGGAGGCCCAUUACGGCUCAGCUGCCCCCAUCAAACCCCUCCAGGCCUUGCAGAGAGACAGCCUUCUGACCAACACUACAAUGCUUGGGGAUAACGUCUAUGAGAUGCCCAUGCAAGAGUUGGACCGGCUGGAGGACAAGCAUCGCGAGACGUACAGGCGUAUGCUGGAGCAGCUGCUGCUGGCCGAGAAGUGUCACCGCCGCACGGUUAAUGAGCUGGAUAGCGAGAAACGCAAACACACAGACUUCAUGAACAAGAGUGAUGACUUCACCAACCUGCUGGAGCAGGAGAGGGAGAGAUUAAAGAGGCUGCUGGAGCAGGAGAAGGCGUACCAGGCUCGUAAAGACAAAGAUCACAGCAGGAGGCUAGAGAAGGUCCGUGAGGAGCUGGUCAAACUCAAGUCCUUUGCCCUGAUGCUGGUGGAUGAGCGGCAGCUCCACAUUGAGCAAAUCGACCAGCAGAGCCAGAAGGUCCAGGACCUCAGCAGCAAGCUCCAGGAGCGAGAACAGCGUCUGGCCGCUGUACGCGGCACUGCCAAGGAAGACGGCCAGAAGGUCCUCAGGCUAGAGGCGGAGCUGGAGUGCAAAGCUGCCAAGUUCACCCAGGAGCAUGAGGAGAUGACUGCCAAGCUGGCCAACCAGGAGUCCCAGAGCCGUCAGCUCCGCCUGAAGCUGUCAGGCCUGGCCCACCGGAUCGAGGAGCUGGAGGAAAACAACAAGGCACUACAGAAGUCAGAGGAGGACCUCCUCGAGCUAAGGGACAAGAUCAGCAAGGGGGAGUGUGGGAACUCCAGCCUCAUGGCGGAGCUGGAGACCCUGCGCAAGAGAGUCCUGGAGAUGGAGGGCAAGGAUGAGGAGAUCACCAAGACGGAGAGCCAAGCCAGAGAGUUAAGGAAAAGGCUGCAGGACGAGGAGACCACCAGCCGGGAGCUGAGGCUGGAGGUGGAGAAACUGCAGAAGAGAAUGGUGGAUCUGGAGAAACUGGAGAGGGCUUUCAACACGAGCAAAUCAGAGUGUGCAACACUUCAUAUUAACCUAGAAAGAGAGAAAGGACUGGCAAAGGACUUGGUUGGUGAGCUGGACAUGGUGAAAAACCGUGUGAAAGAACUGGAGAACUCUGAGUCAAGAUUUGAGAAGGCAGAGAUGGGCCUAAAGGAUGACCUGAUGAAGCUGAAGUCAUUUACAGUGAUACUAGUGGAUGAGAGAAGGAACAUGACUGAGAGAAUAAAACAGGAGGAGCAAAAGAGCGAUGAUUUAAAUAAAAUGUUCAAAACUGAGCAGAGUAAAGUUAUGGAGGUCACAGAAAAGUUGAUUGAGGAGAGCAAAAAGCUCCUCAGACUGAAAUCAGAAAUGGAGGUAAAAGUGACAUCUCUUACUAAAGAGAAAGAUGAACUGAAAAGUAAACUAGCAAGUGAAGAGGAAAAGUGCAGGGAUCUUAGCUCCAAGGUCGGUGUAAUGAAAAAACGAAUGGAUGGGCUAGAGGAGGCAGAAAAGGUAUUGUUAAAAAUCAGAGCCAAUAAGGACAGCAAGAGACCCCCAGACGAGGAAAACAAAUUCAAGGAGCUAACGCAGGAAAUUGAAAGGCUAAAAAACCGCCUCAAACAGCUUGAGGUGGUGGAAGGUGACCUGAUGAAGACAGAGGACGAGUACGACUUACUGGAGAAGAAGUUUCGAAUGGAGCAGGACAAGGCUAAUGCCCUCUCUCAGUUGCUGGAGGAAAUGAAGAGUCAGACUGCCAGGAACAAAGCCAUAGAGAAGGGAGAGGCGGUGAGCCAGGAGGCUGAGCUGAGGAUGCGCUGCAAGAUGGAGGAGGCAAAGACCAGAGACCUGCAGGCAGAUGUCCAGGCCCUCAAAGAGAAGAUCCACGAGCUGAUGAACAAGGAGGACCAGCUCUCCCAGUUGCAAGUGGACUACUCCCUACUCCAGCAGAGAUUCCUGGAGGAGGAGGACAAGAAGAAGAGCUUGAGCCAGGAAGUGAUCAACCUCGCCAAAGAGCUGGAGGUCACCAAGCGCUACAGCCGCGCCUUGCGUCCCAGUAUGAAUGGAAGGAGGAUAGUUGACGUCCCUGUCACCUCCACCGCAGUCCAGACAGACGUGGUGGUCAGUGAACCUGUCGAGGAGGACACACCUGCAGUGUUCAUCAGGAAAUCUGUCCUGGAGGAGAACCAUAUCAUGAGCAACCUGAGGCAGUGGGGUCUGAAAAAGCCUGUAACUGUGCUGGAGCGCUACCCCCCAGCAACCACUGAGCUGAGCAUGAGAAAAUCAUGGAUCCCCUGGAUGAAGAAGAAGGAUGCAGUGACGAUCACUCAGACCACCCCAGAGAAGACCCCAAACCCUCAGGACAACGGGGACUCCUCCCCUCGUCCACCAGAGCUGUCCAUGUCACAAAAGCCAGGCCAGCCGUUGCAUAUUCGAGUAACCCCCGAUCACGAGAACAGCACUGCCACUUUGGAGAUCACCGGCCCUCGUGCUGAGGACUUCUUCUCCAGUGCCACCAUCAUCCCCACAUUGGGCCUGCAGAGGCCUCGCAUCACCAUUGUUCCCAAACCCACUACCGUGUUCUCAAAGAGCAAGCCGGGUGAGGGCGUAAUGGGGGGGCCUGAGCGGUGCAAGUCUCCAGUCACCAUCACCACCAUCUCCAGGGCCAAGUCCCCAGAUAGGAGUAAGGGCUCCUCCUACUCAGACUCGAACAGACCCCUCUCCCCCGUCUCCAUCAUUACAGUGAGCACCACUCCUGUGACGGAGGCCUUUGCCUCCGCAUCCCCAGAGCCCCAUGACAUGAGCACCAUGGGCCGGGCUGUGUUCAAAGUGACCCCAGAGAAGCAGGCAUUGCCUAUGCCCGUCAGAAAAUACAACUCCAACGCCAGCAUAAUCACCACCACGGAGGACAACAAGAUCCACAUCCACCUGGGACCUCAGUUCAAGAGGCCAUCAGAUGUCAGCAGUAGCAGCCCCACAGUGACGGUCAGGCCCCUUAGUGUGAGCACAGAGAGCAAGGAGGCACCCCCAGGUACGGUGCUGCGCUCCCCGCGUCACCCCAACAACAUCACCACCGCUCCUGGGAAGACCACCCCCAACAAAUUGACCAGCAGCAUCACCAUCACCCCCAUCACCUUGGCACCGACCAGGCCAACUCAGUCUGUGUUGCUUCUGAAAUGUUUCAAAAUGAUAUCAGGUGGUGUCUGCUCCCUAGAUAGCACUCUUUCCAGCCCGGGGCGGAUGUGCAGUCAACUCGUGCCGCAGCCACACGAAUCCCUAUGUCAAAAGGAAAUAUUGUGCACCAUGUGAUAGUUGAGCCCAGAUGAUGAGACUGUAAUGUGGAACUCCUUCCUUCACCUAUGACAAGUGCCCUGCAUCCCUACUCUACUCUUACAGUGUGCCACCGCAACCAUAGGGCCAAGCCAACAGACGACAACCAUCGGAAAACAGUCAGAACUCCGCAUGCAGACUGUCAUGGAGAUUUCUAACCUCAGGGCACCUAACAAGGCUCUCUUCUCAAUUCUGUGGGCUUUCGAAUAGUAUUACCUCUUGAUUCUGGCUUACAUCACUAUGCGAAAUAGCCACAUGGAGUUGUAUAAAAGGGGUAUGCAGCGUGUACUCUACAGUAGCUCUGGUUCAGGCUGUUACGUGCGGCUUGAGCGUUCUUCAAUGGAAGUCUUGAAGACUCAAGCCGCAUGUGACGCCCUUGACCCGAGCUAACGCUGCAGCGGUUUGUGUGAGAGGACAGAUGCAUACCGUACCAGUCAAAAGUUUGGAAACAUCUACUCGUUCAAGGGUUUUUCUUUAUGUUAUUUUACAAUUUUCUACAUUGUAGAAUAAUAGUGAAGACAUCAAAAGUGUUACACAACUGUUAUACUCUCCCUGCCUCCUCUGUGUUUGUGCUUUUACUUGCAGAUUGGGGACAGGUGGAGCUAAUUGGUCGUUAAGGUGACAUGUUUCAACUGGGUUUGGGUUCAACUAGGAGAUAAAAGUUCCUGGUGCCCAGUCCUGGCUCUCUCUCUCCACAAGCACCAUUUUGUUUUGUGAUCUGGUUAAUAAUGUUUUUUGAUUAGGUGCACCCUUUAACACUUACACACAUUUUACCUUCAUCCAUGCAUCUUCAUUACACCCCUACUUUCAUACUUCACAGGUUAGUUUGGUGGAGAGAAGACCAUGAAGUCUCUUUGUCCUGUAUUGUCUAGAGACACUUUGUUCUGUUCCUUGUUGGGUCAUCAGAUUAUGGUGGUGAGUUGUCUUUGCAAUGUAUGACGGUGAGAAGUUGAGGCAGACAUAACUCAUUGCCCAGAGAUAUGGUCUUUCCCCCUGUUAGAUAUAGCGGUAUGUUCACACUGGGGGCAAGUUGUCGUUUGUUAUUUUUGUGUGGCGACAGAGGUUAAAGCAGUUGUCUCUGGAGUACAUCUGUGGUUCAAGGUUGGUUACUAGCAAGCUGGUUUCUCCUUCGUGCCAGCGGGCUCUAGUGCAUCAAUACCUGCUGCAAAGCCAGCGACGACUAGGGUUAAGUUUAACAAUAGGAUUUGUGAAAACUCAAGUAAUAUUCAUCUGUUUUUGCUAUUUACUAAUCUGUUCAUUUGGUAGUAGCAUUAUGGCUUCUAUUGCGGAUUUUGUCCCGUGUUCCUUCUGAGUUGCUUAUGCAGUUUACGAAGGAGCUUUUGAAGUUGAGUGAGUAUUAUGAGCUCAGUGACAAAUGUCUCAAGGAUCCAGUAAGGUCUAUUCUGUCAGCUAAUUUGCUUUCAGCUGGUAUUUUCAAGGCAGAAUUGAGUGAACCAGCUGUUUUGGCUGUACCAAUUGCGUCUAGUGCUGGUUUGACAUUUGAGCAGAAAAAUGAGUUCCCUUUAUUGCAGCUAAAUCAUGACAAAGAUCUGGAAUUGUUUAAACAGCUAAAAUAACUUGAUUUGAAAGGUUGAAGCAGGAUACAGAGCAAGCUAAACUGCGGUUGCAACAUCAACGGUUAGAACUUGUCAGAGGAGGCAAGCUUUCAGGUGAAUUUUCUUUUGAGAAUGAAGCUACAGUGUUUUGACCAGUAGGGCUCACUCAUCUCUUAGCGCUACAGAUAGCGAUGAUUACUUAAAGGUUAAGUAUGCAGGACAGCAGUUUUAUGAGUUGGUCCCUGAAGUGUAUUGACAGCUUUUCAGAAUGUUGAAGAAAGGUGAAAAACAGUCCCAUGUUGAGUUUUCACAGGAUUUGUUAACUCCAUUCAAUCUUUGGUCUACUAGUUUUGAAGCUUUGUACAAGCUGGUUGUCCUCGAACAAUUUAGUCUGUCCCUUAUCGUCUUGCUACCUAUAUAAAUGAACAUAAAGUACGGACUGAAGCUACUGUUUUGGCAAAUGCCUACGUACUGACCCCCAAAGGCUGUUCCCCAGAGGAACAGUUCAAGUGGAUUUCGUUCAGCAAAUUCCUUUGUUCUGGUAAUGACGCAUUUUCAUCUAGAUCCGAACGUGUUGCAUGUGGACAGAAUGAUGUUAGUAAUAACUGUAAUUAUUAUGGUAAAGGCCACUGGAAGAGCUAAUGUCCUGUCCUUGGUAAAAAGGUCAGCAGAUUGGCCAGCACAAAUGUAAAACCUGUUGCUGAGCCUGUUCAUGCUAAUCCUGUUGCUCAAGAAUUGUCCAAGUCUUUGUAUUUAUUAUUCGCCAUUUGUCAGAGGGUUAUGUUUCACUAUUGGGACGUGACUUGCCAGUAGAGAUUCUGCGAGACAUGUGCCUCUGAAUUGUUUGUUUUGCAGUCUGCCUUUUUCUCUGGACAUGGAUACAGGAACCAGUGUCCUGAUUCAAGGGAUAGAUUUGAAUACUAUUGUCUGUACCCUUGCAUGAAGUCAAACUUAUAUCUGACCUAAUGCAAGGUGAUGUUUCCCUUGGGGUGGGUCCUUUCUGCCCGUUAACUUGUGUUCAUGUGAUUUGGGUAACAACUUAGCCGGUUGUCGUGUCUGGUGUGACAUCUCCUCAGGUGGUUUCUCAUAACCCGCUUAAAACCUACAGAGAUUCCCGGAGGUAUUCUCUGCAUGCACUGUGACUCGUGCUAUGAGCUGAGCUGACACUAGGGUCAAAACGGAACUUACACAACACAUAGUUGAACAGUUUGAUAAUCGUUUAAGUAGUGCUGCCUAGGGGUACUACAUUCAAGAUCAGUUGUUGGUGAGGAAAUGGACACCUCACAGCAAAAGUUGUAGGUGACGCUUUUGUUCAGAUCGUGGUUCCUUCUAAGCUUCGAGAUCAAAUUGAGAACUUCUCAUGACAUUUCUUGUCACUUAUGGGUUAGUAAAACUUAUGAUUGAGUUUUGGGUCAUUUUUAUUGGCCUUGUAAUCGGAAAUGUCUUUUUUUAAACAUCUAAAUAUGCCAUGUUUUUCAGCUGACUGGGAAGCCUAAUCAGAUUAAGGCCAGUCCCGCAACAUACAACCUAUUCCUGUUACAGGCCAGCCAUUUGUGCAUUUGAUUAUUGAUGGUGUUGGACCCUUACCCUGUUCUAAAGCUGGUAGCACCUACAUGUGAACUGAUUUGUCAGGCUACACGAUAUCCUGCAGCCUAUCCACUGUCUGUUGUGAAAGCUUUGUCACAGUUCACCUCAAUUUUUUUGGAAUACUUAAGGUGAUUGGGAGCGAUCAUGGUUCCAACUUCACUUCGCACAUAUUUGCACAUGUCUUGCAACAAAUGCAUAUAAAACAUAAUCAGGCCAGUGCUUUUCAUGUGCAGAGUCAAGGGGCCCUUGAGCGUUUAAUAGAAUUUGAAGUCGCUGUCACGUGAGUACUGCACUGAAUUAGAACGUGACUGGGAUGAGGGGUUACCCUGGUUGCUGCUCACUGUUAGAAGUAUCACGAGGGCACGGGGUUCAGUCCUAAUGACCCUGUUUUUGGUCAUACUGUGCGUGGUCCCCUUGCUGUAAUAAAGGAGGAUUGGAAGGUGGUUGAGCGUCCCCCAAAUUUGUCAUGUUAAUGGUUUCUGACACAGGUUGUACAUGGCUUGUGAAAUAGCUAAAGAAAAACUGGCAUCCUCCCAGGUGAGGGGGAAAAAAGGUUUUGACCGGUGAGUUGCGCUGCGACUAUUUAUUUAGUCCAGGGGACCAGGUUCUGGCCCUGCUGCCCGUUAUCGGUUCUCCUUUUCAGGCCAAAUUCAGCGGCCCAUACACAGUUCAGAUCGAACAAUUGCCGAACCACAAUCUGAUUGCUACCCCUGAGCGCAGAAAGGCGAAUCCGCUCUGCCAUGUCAAUUUGCUAAAGCCCUAUUAUACUGGUUUUUCUUCUGAAUUGACUAAAUCAUAACUGUGCUAAAACUGACGUGGUUAGUUCUGUUCUUUUGGUGGAAUCUGUUGAUCUGAGGAGAGCCACUCCACCUUCACAUACAGUGGCAGUGUGAGGAAGAGGGGAUGCCGGGCCCUGAUGGUAUUUUGCAGCGUAGGUUGACGAUUUCAGAGUUUCUUUGCAAACUUUGAGUUUGUUGGGUCACCUGCCUUAUUGUCAAGCAGCGUUAACUGAUUUGAUCACUGAUUUUCAGUCUGUUUGCUGACACCUUCUCGUACACAUUUGGCAGUGCACGAUAUUGAUGUUGGGGAUGCUGUCCCUAUUAAACAAUGUUUGUGUCAUGUCUCAUUGGAAAAGCUAUGUCACUUAAAUACAUGCUAGUUAAUAAUAUCGCUGUACCAUCAUUCUUCAGUUGGGCCUCCCUGUGUCUCUUGGUGCGCAAGCCAGAUGGUUCUCUUAGAUUUUGCACUGACUACUGGAAGGUUAGUGUGACACAACCUGACUGUUACCCACUCCCACGGAUUGUUGUCAUGGGCAUCCGGUGGGCCUCUAUGGUUUGUAUAGUAUUUGUCUGAACCUUUUAGUUAUGGUUUUUGAUCUGUUGUAUUUGUGUGGUUUUCUUUUUGGGUCGUUGUUAGUGUCCAAUUUUUAUGGGGGGGGGACGCCCCCCUCGCUCUCCCUGCCUCCUGUGUUUGUGCUUUUAUUUGCUGAUUGGGUCAUUAAGGUGACAAGUUUCAACUGGGUUUGGGAUCAACUAGGAGAAGUUCCUGGUGCCCAGUCCUGGCUCUCUCUCCACAAGCACCAUUUUGUUUUGAUCUGCUUGAUUGUUUUUUGAUUAGGUGCACCCUUUAACACUUACACACAUUUUUACCUUCAUCCAUGCAUCUUCAUUACACCCCUCACAUGCCUACUCUCAUACUUCACAGGUUAGUUUUCCUUUUUUAGUUUUAUACUUAAUUAUUUAAAUAUUUUUGUUACUACUUAACUGCCAAUGUAUGGACUCCCUUUGUCACCAGGUUGUGACAACUCAAUUUUAGAUUCUUCAAAGUAGCCACCCUUUGCCUUGAUGACAGGUUGCACGCACUCUUCCAACAUAUGCUGAGCACUUGUUCGCUGCUUUUCCUUCACUC